CACGCCGCACCGUCAUGUCAUAACGACGCGUUACUUUCUAAAUCGUGACAAAAUACGAACACCAAUCAAGUUCAGAAUAUUAUCUUAAAAUCCUGUGCGUGUUAAUAAUCAUGUAUGUAUUAGCUUUGGCUGUAAUUGGGGCGAUCGCUGUAGCAGUUUUUGUUAUAGAAUCUCUAUGGAGUCUCUUCGAAUUGAUCAGUUCAUAUCUGAUGCCAUAUUUUAUACCCACCGAAGUGUUACCCUUGUCGAAGAAAUUUGGAUCUUGGGCCGCAAUUACAGGCAGCACUGACGGUAUUGGUAAACAGUACGCGCUGGAGCUUGCGCAGAGAGGUAUCAAUGUUGUCCUCAUCAGCAGAAACGUUGAAAAGUUGAAGAAAGUCGCAGAUGAGAUCGAAAAAUUACACAGUGUCAAAACGAAGACUAUCGUGGCGGAUUUCAGUAAGGGGACCGAAAUAUACCCCCACAUCGAGGAGCAACUAAAGGACAUCCCUUUGGGAAUUUUAGUGAACAACGUUGGCGUUCAAUACGAAUACCCGAUGCCAUUAUGUGAACUUCCAGCAGCCAAGGCUUGGGAGAUCAUUAAUGUGAACGUGGUCGCUGUGACCUCAAUGACACGCAUGGUACUGCCGGGUAUGGUGGCGAGAGGCCAAGGAGCUAUUGUCAACGUAUCCUCUGGUUCAGAGCUACAACCUCUUCCUCUGAUGUCAGUGUACGCAGCCACUAAGGUUUACGUUCGAAACUUCACAUUUGCUAUACGAGAUGAGUACAGUUCAAAGGGUAUCCAUAUUCAGCACCUCUCGCCUCUCUUCGUGUCCACCAAGAUGAACAACUUCUCCCAGAAAUUGUUGGAUGGCAACAUGUUGGUGCCCGACGCAACCACCUACACUCGCCACGCAAUCACAACACUGGGCAGAGUGCAGAACACCACAGGAUACUGGUUGCAUGGAAUUCAGUACUUUUUCAUAAAAUUGGCGCCUGAGUGGAUUAGGAUAAAAAUCGGUGCUCAAAUUAACCGGGAAUUUCGAGAAGAACACAUGCAGCAUCUCAGAACUAAGAUAUAAUCAAUUGUAGAUAAUUUAGUACCAAUUUUUAUUAUUUUUUCGUGUUAUUUAAUGGUAAAACAUAAUUAAAAUCAUAAUGGAGUCGUAAUUAGUGCCCGGUAAACAUUUAUUUUAUCGAAUACUCAUAAUUAUUAUUGUAUUCAUUUCAAACGACUCUUGUUUUCCAAGAAGUAAUCUCAGACCAAAGAAUCUUUGUUCUGAGGGAAUAAUAUAUGUGUAAGUGAAGUUGUUCGUUGACGGCAUUUAAUUUAAAGUAUUGUAUUUAUUGUUGUUUUGGUGCUUCAAGACAGUUUCACUAUGAAAAUCAUAUGGAAAUGCACAAAAUUAACUCGUCGUAGUCGUCAAAAUGCGGGGACCAUGAUAGCCAUAUAAGACAUAGUUAAGAUUUUAUAUUAAAACGCUAGAAAUAUAUUGUGAUAUUCUUAUUAGGGAGCGAAUUAAAAUUAAAUGUUUUAAGAAUG
Molecule: messenger RNA, 1522 nt
Organism: Vanessa atalanta (red admiral)
Lineage: Eukaryota; Metazoa; Arthropoda; Insecta; Lepidoptera; Nymphalidae
Product: inactive hydroxysteroid dehydrogenase-like protein 1
Exons: 6
Coding region: 111-1061 (316 amino acids)
Cellular component (GO): endoplasmic reticulum
Molecular function (GO): oxidoreductase activity
Source: RefSeq, a predicted model, not a curated record